CAGCACGCCGCAUCGCGCACGUACGCGGUAAUGCGACCGCACGCGAUUGUGCAGUCGACUUUACGCUGUCGCGCGACCGCGGACGCGCACGAACGAGUUUCCCUCGUGGCCGUCCCGAUAAGCAGGGGACGUUCGCCGAGGGCCGGCCGACGGAUAGAGGCCCUCGCGGUUCGACGAACUCCAGGCGCGACGUCGCCGCCCCGGACAUCGGUUCGCGAUAUUUCGUCGGAGGCGGAAAGACGCGGGUGUCGAGUCCGAGAGGGUGAGAAUCACGCGCGCGUUAUAUAACGAACGGCUUUUUUGUUUCGCGCGCCGGGCCCUCGAGACGCUCCGAGCGCCGAGCGCGCCGACACCUCGUUGAAAAGUUCGAGAUAAAUAACAAGGCCGAGAGCGGAGAGACAAGUUCGACGCGUAAGUUCAGGGGGAGAAAAUCAGUUUAAGGUAAACUUGUUUCUAAUCAAGUGCGAGUGAAGGAAGGCUCUGGCGGCAGAUCCGACGGCCACCGCGAGUACUUCCGUGAUUACGCUUGAGUCGCGACACCUGCCGACGCUAUUGUACUGUUAAAGAGCACCGGUCUUCGUCCGUGUCGACGACGCCUGCCCUUGGUUCCUCGACGCGGACAACCGAACGUGCCGGCCUAUAAUGUCAACCGGACACCUGAAACGAUGGUGCGCGGUCUGUCACAGUGGACCAAGACCCUGAGCUUCCCGGCGAGGGUGUCACCUCAGAGACCCACCAAGGAGUCCAAGGUUUUCCACGUAAGCCCCAGCGCUAGCCCCACGUCACCGCCCAGCCCGAUCAACGACACCAUGGACAAAGCGCCUAUAAUUACCGACGAGAACUUCCAAGACACGGAGGCAGAAAAGGCAAUAAUGGGUUCCAUCGUAUAUUGCAUACAUCACAAGGACGGUUGCAAAUGGUCGGACGAACUCAGGAAGCUGAAGGCACACCUGAACACCUGUAAGCACGAUGCAGUUCCUUGCGGCAAUAAAUGCGGGGCGAUGAUUCCUCGUGUACUCAUGGAGGAUCAUCUCAAGUACACCUGCGCUCAGCGCAGGGCCCGUUGCGACUUUUGUGCCAAAGAAUUUACCGGACACACUUUAGAGAAACACACGGGGACAUGCGGUUACGAGCCUCUUUAUUGCGAGAACAAGUGUGGUAUGAAGGUGCAAAGACGACACCUCGGCCAGCACAAGCUGGGGGAGUGCGCCAAGAGACUAGUCGCCUGUCGUUACUGUAACAAAGAAUUCGUUUUCGAUACGCUCGGCGCUCAUCACGCGAAAUGCGGUCGAUUCCCGGUUGCAUGCCCUCAUCGUUGCGAAACCGCGGUGCUGCCCCGGGAGGAUCUCGAGGUUCAUCUGAAGGAUCAUUGCACCACACAUCUACUUUCCUGUACGUUCAAGGACGCCGGUUGCCGCUUCAAGGGAAAUAGGUUCUCGCUGGAUAAACAUCUGGAGGAAUCCGCAAAGAUGCACCUAAGUCUCAUGUGUAGCCUGGUGACGAAGCAGCAACAUCAAAUAACGAGCUUGAAAUCGGCGAUUAGCAAGCUGUCGUUAAAUUACACGGGCACGCUUAUAUGGAAGAUCACGGACUAUGCCGCCAAGAUGUCGGAAGCGAAAGCGAAGGAAGGAAUGGAGCUUGUCAGUCCACCUUUUUAUACUAGUCAAUACGGAUACAAGUUACAGGCUUCCAUUUUCUUGAAUGGGAACGGGACCGGAGAGGGCAGUCACAUCUCGAUAUACAUAAAGAUCCUACCCGGCGAAUACGAUGCGCUCUUGCGAUGGCCAUUCUCGCACAGCGUGUCGUUCACGAUGUUCGAUCAGACGGUCGUCGCGGAAAAGGCCUGCAAUAUUGUGGAAAGCUUCAUACCGGAUCCGACCUGGAAGAACUUUCAGCGACCGAGCCGCGAACCGGAUUCUCUUGGUUUCGGCUUCCCGAGAUUCGUUUCCCACGAGAUGGUGAAGAAACGACACUUCGUCAAAGACGAUACCAUGUUUAUUCGAGUUAAAGUGGAUCCUAGUAAAAUCGUAGCGGUUUAACGGGAACGCGUUAACGAUUCUGAAGAAACAUUUCGGAAAACGGACUUAUGUGAUAUUUUUGAGUACUCGCUUGAGCGGGAUGUAUGGUACUUAUGUCGUUUUAAAUAAUGCACGGUAGUUCAAAUUAAAAUCGACUGAAAACGCACUGGGGAAACUAUGCCGCCGCCCGCCUGCGUCAUAACAGUUUUUUCACUUAUUAACUCGUGUUACACCGCAAAUAUUGCCGGUAAUUAUAAUUAAUUUAUUAACACUGCCAAAUGCGUAAUACGCCAGAAUGUAUUUAACUUUAUCCAUUUUCUAAUUCCUUUUUCCUGUCUCUUCGAUCUCUCAAGAGAUUUUACCGUUAUGUAAUUUCUUUACUUCCAGUGGCGUAUAAUCGAAGCACGCGAGAACUUAAUAUUGAUUGCUACUUAUUAUUAUGCGACAUGUUUCAAGUACUUGAUGUCUUUCUAACAAUUCUCGCACAAAAUUGUAUAUAUAUAUUUUCGAGAAAUUCAACGAAGAAGAGCAGGUGUCUUGAGCUAUUUUUUGAAAUCAAAGAUAUAGAACUCUCAAAAAUCGCCUCGAUUUUUCUAACGAGUGGCCUUACGAUCGCACGAUUACUUUUAAGGAGAACAAAAUCAAAGAUUGCUAAGGAACUGUGUGUAUUAUAAGCUUAGCAAAUGUAAAUAUAAACGCGGAAUGCCAUACGAUAAUGGACAACGAAGAGCAAUCGAGAUAAAUGCACCAAUGUAAAUACGCACUUAUCACAUAUAGUAAUAAUGAGAAAAUGUGAUCGAGAUAUGCUAGUGAAUGUAUGUAACAAUUUGAAAAUCAGCUGGCUAAUAAAAGUGUUGUAUAAUAUUCACAUAUAAAA
Molecule: messenger RNA, 2895 nt
Organism: Vollenhovia emeryi
Lineage: Eukaryota; Metazoa; Arthropoda; Insecta; Hymenoptera; Formicidae
Gene: Traf4
Product: TNF receptor-associated factor 4
Exons: 7
Coding region: 666-2039 (457 amino acids)
Biological process (GO): protein K63-linked ubiquitination; regulation of canonical NF-kappaB signal transduction; tumor necrosis factor-mediated signaling pathway
Cellular component (GO): plasma membrane signaling receptor complex
Molecular function (GO): protein binding; zinc ion binding
Source: RefSeq, a predicted model, not a curated record